Molecule: messenger RNA, 2432 nt
Organism: Microtus oregoni (creeping vole)
Lineage: Eukaryota; Metazoa; Chordata; Mammalia; Rodentia; Cricetidae
Gene: Cpq
Product: carboxypeptidase Q
Exons: 9
Coding region: 485-1900 (471 amino acids)
Biological process (GO): thyroid hormone generation; proteolysis; peptide catabolic process
Molecular function (GO): metallodipeptidase activity
Source: RefSeq, a predicted model, not a curated record
AUAACUGUUCAGCUCUUCCCUUGGGGAGGAGUUUGACAGUUCCCAGUGCAAGGCUUCCUGAGGACCCCACUUGGCCUAACCCAGGCUCAGGGAGACAGACACCAGUCCAGGUCAGGUCCGUCCAGCCACAACUUCUGAUAAAGCCCAGACCUCAGGCUGAGGCAAGGUGGGCUGCACCAUCGUCCUCGGGCCAUUGGUCAGGGCGGUCUCCUCAGCUGGUACGGUGUGAAGAAGCCAGGCUGGCAGACCCAGGGCGCCGGGAGCAGCUCCUGGGGCCUCCGGAGUCCCGCCCUAAGGGCCCAGCGCGACCCGAGCGACCUUCCCGUUCCCGCCCCCGGACUCGGCCCGGUUGGCUGCAGGCCUCACCCGGGUGUGGCCGCCGCUGCUCCGCAGAGCCUCGCGACUAGGUGAGGAGGUUGAGAAUCAGAGAGAUUAAAAAAGAUGCUCAAAGACAAAACCAAAAAAAAAUAAACAACUGGGAACAAUGAAGUUCCUUUUCUUCAUGUUUGGCGUCAUUCACCUUUUAUCCCCAAGUUCUGGAAAAGCUAUAUACAAGAAUGGCAUUUCUCAGAGAACAUUUCAAGAAAUACAAAAAGAAGUAGCCAGCUAUGAAGAUGUUGCUAAAGCAAUUAUCAACCUUGCUGUUUACGGUAAAUACCAGAACCGGUCCUAUGAGCGUUUGGCACUUCUAGUUGAUACUGUCGGACCCAGACUGAGUGGCUCUAAGAACCUAGAGAAAGCCAUCCAAAUCAUGUACCAAAACCUACAGCAAGACGGUCUGGAGAAUGUCCACCUGGAGCCAGUCAAAAUACCCCACUGGGAGAGGGGAGAAGAAUCUGCAAUGAUGCUCCUGCCUAGAAUUCACAAGAUGGCGAUUUUGGGUCUUGGCAGCAGCGUUGGAACUCCCUCAGGAGGCAUUACAGCAGAAGUACUGGUAGUGACCUCUUUUGAUGAACUCCAGAGAAGAGCAUCAGAGGCAAAAGGGAAGAUAGUUGUUUACAACCAGCCUUACACCAGCUACAGGAUCACAGUGCAGUACCGUACACAGGGAGCUGUGGAAGCUGCCAAGGUGGGGGCUGUGGCAUCCCUCAUCCGAUCGGUAGCAUCCUUUUCCAUCUACAGUCCUCACACAGGUGUUCAGGAAUAUCAAGAUGGUGUGCCCAAGAUCCCGACAGCCUGUAUCACAGUGGAAGAUGCAGAAAUGAUGUCACGAAUGGCUUCUCGUGGGAACAAAAUUGUUGUUCAUCUGGAGAUGGGAGCAAAGACCUACCCAGAUGCUGAUUCCUUCAACACUGUAGCAGAGAUCACUGGGAGCAAGUAUCCAGAGCAAGUUGUACUGGUCAGUGGACAUCUGGACAGCUGGGAUGUUGGGCAGGGUGCCAUGGACGACGGUGGUGGAGCCUUCAUAUCAUGGGAAGCACUCUCACUUGUUAAAGAUCUUGGGCUGCGUCCAAAGAGAACACUGCGCUUGGUGCUCUGGACAGCUGAAGAACAAGGUGGAAUUGGUGCCUCCCAGUAUUAUGAGCGACAUAAGGUCAAUGUUUCCAACUACAGUCUGGUGAUGGAGUCUGACUCAGGAACCUUCUUACCCAUGGGGCUGGAGUUCACCGGCAGUGACAAGGCCAGGGCUAUUAUGAAGGAGGUCAUGAGCCUGCUGCAGCCCCUCAACAUCACCGACGUCUUUAGUGAUGGAGAAGGAACAGAUAUUAACUUCUGGAUCCAAGCUGGAGUGCCUGGAGCCAGUCUGCGAGAUGACUUAUACAAAUAUUUCUCCUUCCAUCAUUCCCACGGAGACACCAUGACUGUCAUGGAUCCAAAGCAGAUGAACGUUGCUGCUGCUGUCUGGGCUGUUGUAGCUUACGUUGUUGCAGACAUGGAGGAGAUGCUGCCCAGGUCCUGAGGAGAACAAGAAGAAAGGCCCUUGUCCUCGUUAGUUGGGGAUCCUGGCUUUGUGUCUUCAAGAUACCUAUCUUCACAAAACAAUGUUAUACACUUAAUCCACAGGGCACAGCUUUCUCCAUCCCUUCUGUUAAUCACCUUUUCUUGAUUCUUUCUUACCUGUUUCUAGAAUAAGGCAUGAUCCUCACUACUCACAGAUUCAACACACUGUGGGGAAUCACAAUUAAGUCAUUUAUUUAUACCACUUUGAAAAUAAACAAAUCUGUUUAAAGCCUCUGAUUUUGCAUAUUCAUUUAUAAACAUUAAAUUAAAUGUAAUGAGACCAAUUUUGUGGUUUAGAUUAUGGCAAAGAGUAAGAGAAUUACAGAAUCUUAAUAUUUGAAUUGACUACAUGAAGAGAUUUGACUGCCUAGUUUGUGCAUUUUAUAUUGCACAUUUUAGUGAAAUAUAGAAAUUUCAAAUUGGUUUAAAAAAAGAAAGAAAUAUAUCUGCACUUAGAAAACAACUCUGUAUACUCUAGGACCUUCUAAAGA